Tripterygium wilfordii is the source of this 3237-nucleotide messenger RNA. RefSeq names its product E3 ubiquitin-protein ligase UPL5-like. Gene Ontology annotation, molecular function: ubiquitin-protein transferase activity; protein binding. Bases 217 to 2946 code for a protein of 909 amino acids. The record is from RefSeq and is a predicted model, not a curated record. Lineage: Eukaryota; Viridiplantae; Streptophyta; Magnoliopsida; Celastrales; Celastraceae. Gene Ontology annotation, biological process: positive regulation of protein catabolic process; protein polyubiquitination; proteasome-mediated ubiquitin-dependent protein catabolic process. The transcript is spliced from 3 exons.
AGUCUCAUGUCUUGACGGCUGUGAACAUAGAGAAACUCACGUACCACCAUUUCACCAGCAGCAGGCUCCAUCAUCAUCACCGUCUCUCCCGCCGCUUUGAACACCGUAUAUUCUGAAAAUUUGCCAUCUUUUAUCCUAUUUUUCUCUGUGAGGAUUCGAAACAUCGAGCAUAUGCUCUCUCCCCCACCGUAACUGGUCGGGGGCCAUCAUCCUCGGAUGUCUUUCCGUCAACUACCAUCCUUCACUUCAUCGUCAUCCCCGGACGAUCUCCAUAUUCCUUCAAAGCGAAAGCUGGAUGAUUACGCCGCUUAUGUGGAGGACGAUGAGGACACUUAUUUAUCGGAACUAGUCUCUGUUCGGAUGCGGAGGGACGAAAUCUCGGCUGUCCGUGACUCAUCCAAUGGCGACGGUGGCGGAACCACUUUUUCCAUCUCACCCAACUUCAAUCAGCUCAAUUACCGAGCCGAUUCUUUAUCUUCACCAUUAUUAUUGGACUGCCAGCAACCGGAGUGCACGAAAAGGGUACAGUUCUUUAUCAAGUUAAUUUCGGGCGGAAAUACAUUGGUUGUGCACGCUAAUUCGGACGAGACGGUAGGUUCUUUACUUGAACGGCUUUAUGUCAUGACUGGAAUACCAGUAUUUGAGCAGCGAUUAAUUUAUAGGGGAAGAGAACUACAGUGGGAUGAGUCUUUAGCAGAUUGCUCCAUCCAAAAUGAUGCUGGCCUCACCAUGGUGGGCCGAAUGCGGAGCACAAGACACCCUGCCGGGUGGAAUGCCAUAGAUUGUAUGAUUUCAAAAAUUUACCAACUUUGCAAGGGCGAGGAGGUGACUACACCUUCGAGAUACAUCACCGACCGUAUGAUGGAUUUCUUCUCUAGAGUGCCAGAGAAAGAUAUAGAAUUGCAAUUUGAAUACAUACACAUAUUCAUGGCAUCGUGGGCACCUACUGCCAUGGUUACCCUUUACACUUCAUCAAUUGAAGGUAACCGUGAGUGUGCUAAUCAUUGUAUUAAGUAUUUUUUGACAAUCAGUAAAACAAAUCUAGCUGAGUCAUUGUAUACAAAAUGUGUAUCCACUAUAAUUAUAGAGUUUUGUAAGCUGCUUAGGCAGAUAGGUUGUGAAGACCCCCUGUAUCUCCAUUGCCGGAAUACUUUAGCGUCUUUGUUGACCAAGACUGCUGUGUGCAAUGGCUUGUUGAUUUAUAAUGGUGAUAAAGAGGAUGGAGGGGAUAGAGGGGAUAUUCGUCCAGUAAUUGUGAUUCAAGACCUUUUCCCAUUUAUUGGUGAGCUAGCAAAUGGGUUGUCUAAAGACCUGGUUAUGAGCGAAGAGUCACCUGCGAGCAUGGGGCGUUUGUCGAAUGAUGUUCAUGAUCUUGUCGCGUUUUUGCCCCCACUCCGCCAGGCAAUUGUGGAGCAAGCAGGGUCCAACUGUCCUAUAUCCAUGCCACUGAACAAGAUUGGUUCUAGCCAUCCAUGGCAUGGGGAAGAGAUAGGACUUCUUCAUGUUAUAUUUGUUGACAUGCUGUUUAAAAUGGAUAAUUGCCUAAAAAAGUUGGAGGACCGUUUGCACCUGAAUUCAAAUACAGAAGGCGAAGUUGGUUGUACAGGAUGGUCACAGUAUCUUGCAAUUCUGAAAGAAUUGAACAACAUUUCCAAACUAUAUCAGGGGGCUGAGGAGAAGUUUUGGGGGGUUUUAACUCAUAGGAAGGCUUCUUUGUCUAUGUUAAUUGUUAGAUAUGCUAAGCGAACUGAUGAUAAUGAAUGGCUUUUUGAGCGUAAGGAAGUUACAAAUUUUGAAUCCAGGAGGCAUUUGGCUAUGAUGUUGCUUCCAGAGGUAAGAGAAGAUUAUGAUGAGCUACACGAGAUGCUUAUUGACAGGUCUCAACUGUUGUCAGAGUCAUUUGAGUACAUAGCACGUGCGGAUCCUGAUGCUCUACAUGGUGGUUUAUUUUUGGAAUUCAAAAAUGAGGAAGCCACUGGUCCUGGUGUUUUAAGGGAGUGGUUCAUACUGGUAUGCCAAGCUAUAUUCAAUCCGCAAAAUGCACUUUUCACAGCAUGCCCAAAUGAUCGUAGAAGGUUUUAUCCCAAUUCUUCAUCUAAGGUGGAUCCCAUGCAUCUGGAGUACUUUAGUUUCUGUGGUCGGGUAAUUGCUCUAGCUUUGAUGCAUAAAGUACAAGUGGGAAUUGCCUUUGAUCGAGUAUUUUUCUUGCAAUUGGCUGGAAUGCAACUUUCUGUAGAAGAUAUUCAGGAGGCGGAUCCAUUAUUAUAUAAUAGCUGUAAGCAGAUCCUUGAGAUGGAUGCUGAGUUUAUUGAUUCAGAUGCUUUAGGACUGACAUUUGUUACAGAAGUUGAGGAGCUAGGCUCCAGGAAAGCUGUGGAGCUUUGCCUGUGUGGGAAAAAUAUUGUUGUGAAUAGCAAGAAUAGAGAAGAAUAUGUUGAUCUUCUUAUCCAACAUCGUUUUGUUACAUCAAUUUCUGAACAGGUCUCUCAUUUUGCUCAAGGUUUUGCUGAUAUUCUUUCUAAGUCAGACAAACGGACGUGUUUCUUCCAUAGUUUAGAGCUUCAAGAUCUUGACUGGAUGCUAUAUGGAACUGGAAGUGCCAUCUGUGUUGAUGAUUGGAAAGCACAUACUGAUUUCAAUGGCUACACAGAAACUGAUCCUCAGAUGCUGUGGUUCUGGAAGAUUGUUGGGGAAAUGUCAGAAAAGCAGAAGAAGGUUCUCCUCUUCUUCUGGACAUCGGUGAAAUAUCUUCCAGUUGAGGGUUUCCGUGGUUUAGCUUCUCGACUUUACAUAUACAAGUCCUCAGAGCCCCAUGAUCGUCUUCCCUCAUCUCACACAUGUUUUUACCGCUUGUGUUUCCCACCGUAUCCUUCCGCGACUAUUAUGCAAGAUCGUCUUCGCGUCAUCACCCAAGAACAUGUUGGUUGCAGCUUUGGUACUUUGUAAAGUAUCACUCCCUCCUACAUUCAGAUAAAAAAUGGUUUUUUUUUUGUUGUUGUUUUACUGCACAUGGAAAGGUAUUAUGCAGGUUGUACAGAUUAUAGGAAAGCCCUCAUCUUUUUCUGUUAAUGUAUUCUGUCUGGAGGUGGUGAUGGUUAUUUGUAGUUUUCUAUUGAGGGUUUAGAUGUCAAUGCAUGCUCAACUGUGUAUAUGGGUAUUAGCAUAAAUAAUGGAAUCAAGAAUGUAGAAAAUCUCUUAUCAUUUAUUUAUAAGGGGCAACUGAUGAUUUCAGAGUAA